AUGGAAACAAUACAGAAAGAGCUGGACAAGCUGCACAAACGUCUGCCGGGCCUCGUCGAGCCGACGACACGCAAGCCGCCCAAGGACAGCAGCAGUAAUGUGUUCCAUGCACUAGAUCGACUCAUCGAUCGCCUUGAAGCAGCACACCAACAGCUAACUCCGCAUCAUCAACAACAACAUGCAGAUGGUGCAGCGAUAUCAAGUGCAAGUCCUUCCAGCACGGCAGCGCUCAGUCACGUGGACCUCAACGUUCUGCUCGCCGAGCUGCGCUCCGAAGUUGAGUUGACGCAGCACAAUGUGGCCGACCGACAACGGGAGUUCUACGGCGCACUGAGCAAACUCGGCAAGGCGCUCGAGAAAAAGUUUCCCACAUCUGCCUCCAAAAUGACCGACCCGGCGCUCUUCUCGAGCUUGCCGGCGCAGCAUGCACUCGAGAGCGUCGUCCUUGAGCAUUUCCUGCGCCAGGGGGACUGGGACUUAGCGAAGUCGUUUGCCGAGGAGGCGCACAUGUCCAUUCCGAGCCAGGCGGCGGCGAACUUUGAGGUGCUGCACAGCACGAUACGUGCAAUCAUGGCGAACGAGCUCGACCCUGCGAUCGUAUGGGCCGAGCGUGAACGCACAUUCCUGACGGAGCGCAGCAGCAUCUUUGAAUACGCGCUGCACCGCAGCCGUUUCCUCCAUAUCGCGCUCGGCGUUGAUACACGUGAGCUGGAAGGCAUGAUGCCCGUGCCUGCCUCACAGCAAAGUGCGGCCAUGGCCCUGGAACCCAGCGGCAUCAACGCUGAUCCAGACGGAGAGAUGGUCGACAUGAUGGAAGAGUCUGUGUAUGAUCUGAGAACAGGUGCUACGAACGCGGCGGCACCCGCGAGCGAUUGGGCGCACACCAACGUUGACCGUGCACUCUUCUAUGCUCGGCGCCACUUCAACUCGUUCUCUUCGCAGCAUCUACCAGAGAUCCAAAAACUCCUCACACUGCUCCUCUUCAUGCCUGUGAUACCCAUCAAAGUCACGAGGCCAACAGGAAGCACGGAUCCGGAGCCAUCAGCGCCCAUUGCUUUGGAAGACGUGUUAGACUUUGUACCCGCGCCAUACCGCGUCUUCCUCGACUCAGACAAAAUGCACGCACCCUUCCUCGCGCCGCUCUUCAAGGCAGAGUUCUGUAUGCAGAAGGGCAUCUCCAAGGACCCACCGUUGCGCGUUGCGGUCGACCUGGGUGCUGGAGGCGCCUUCAACAAGAUCCUCAAAGUGCGAACGGUCAUGAAGGAGAGCGGCACGGACUGGAGCCAGGCGGACGAGCUGCCGAUCGAGAUCCCGCUGCCAACACAGUUGCGCUUCCACAGCAUCUUUUGCUGCCCCGUCAGUAAGGAACAAGGUACAGACGACAAUCCACCCAUGAUGAUGGCGUGCGGGCACGUCGUUUGCAAGGAAUCGCUCAACAGGUUGAGCAAAGGAUCAGGGUGCGUCAAGUGUCCGUACUGUCCGAUCGAGUCGACUGUCGGGCAAGCGAUGCGCCUUUACUUUUGA
Tilletiaria anomala UBC 951 is the source of this 1524-nucleotide messenger RNA. RefSeq lists its product as uncharacterized. Lineage: Eukaryota; Fungi; Basidiomycota; Exobasidiomycetes; Georgefischeriales; Tilletiariaceae. The coding region runs from base 1 to 1524 and encodes 507 amino acids. Gene Ontology annotation, molecular function: ubiquitin protein ligase activity; protein binding. The record is from RefSeq and is a predicted model, not a curated record. Gene Ontology annotation, cellular component: GID complex; nucleus; cytoplasm. The transcript is spliced from 3 exons. Gene Ontology annotation, biological process: proteasome-mediated ubiquitin-dependent protein catabolic process.